UUUUCUUCCCUUUUAAACAGGCUAUGCGUCUAAUUCAUGCUCUAUAUAGUGUCUCAUAGCCUGCAGGAUUGUCCCUGUGCUCCAUGAUUUAUAGGAAUAAAGUGUGUUUUAUGAUAGACAGUGUAAAUAGGUGAUCAGGCAAAAAAGUUGUGUGCAAUUUUAAGGAGUUUUAAAUUUAAUCGAAUAUUCUUCAUUACCACUUAUGAGACUUAAAAAAAGUCCAAGAAGUCCAAGAGCUAUUUGCAGCUCUAUUCUGUUGGAGCUGGCUCCCUCUAGUGACCACUAGGUGAUAUGAGCUUUUGUCACACACUUGUGGUUCAACAAUGUUUUAAUUGAAACAAUUGCGCAUUAAAGUGCGGAAACGCUUUCUUUAUGCGUGCUUUGUUGCGCAGUAUUGACGCGCAUUAGGGCACCCUAACGCAGCCCUUCACAUGUAAACAUACAUGUAAAUAUACAUGUUUACUCGAUGUGGUACGUGUUACGUGAAUUCGUGGCGUUUUUACGUUUCGAGAAAAUAAAAUGAAUAUGCUAAAACUUCUAUUUUUCCUUUUCUUUCAUUUUAUUUUACCAUUUGGUUUUUCCUAGUCUCAUUUAUUCUGUAACUGAAUUUAGUUGACAAUAGGAAAACUGGGAUUAGUGUUUAAUCUGGAGACGGGGCUGUUGGAAAUACCGUAAUUAUAGGUUUUGGUUUUAAAAUAAUUUGUAGUAUUUGUUUAAAAAAAAAAAAAGGUGGGAACUGUAGAUCAGAGUGCUGGCUAAUUUUAGAGGCACAGGGGAUUGAGGAAUGUGUACAUGCACACAUGCACGAAGGAACUGCAUCUGUCGGAGGAGAGAGAAUAAUCAUCUCCCAAAACUGACUAUUUUCAGGACAAUACAUGCAUUACGGUCAGUUCAGACUCUGAUGAAGCCUGUAAUGGCACCAGAUUUAGGCUGUGGUCCGAAAUAGUCAUAAUAAAUCCUUUUUUCUCUCUCUCUCCCUCUCUCACGCGAUUUGUAACAGAAAGUAAUGCAGGUGUCAGAAGUCAGGAGACAUGCUGACAUUCAGUACUACUUCAGUACUACUUCAGUACUCACAUAGCCUGCGCGUGCUGCCUAGGCAUAAACCCUUGAAUCUGAUUGAAAAAUAAUAAAUUCAUUUUUUUUUGUAUUCCUACAUGAAUACCUAGCCUAUUAGGUUUAAGUUUUGAUCAUUAGGAUUUUUUAUACUAUUAUUAUUUUAUUGCAAAUAAGAAGAGUAGUGGGAUUUUGACCCAAGCCAUUUAUGGAUUGGAUUUUUAUCAAGACAAACUUCAGCAAAACGUUUUCCUAAAUACUUACAUUCAGUGGCCAUUUCUCCCUCUCUCUUUUCAAUAAAAACACACUCUAACUAUCCCAUCAACGGGGUUAAAACUGCUAAAAUCAAACCACAUGUUCGGCGCAGUGACGGUGAACUUGGCGCACACUUUAAUGACUAUUAGCGGGGCCUCCUUUCCUACUAAACUCUGCAAAAUGUAAACCAUGACAAAUGAGUCUCAAUAUAAAUGCUCCCAAAAUCAGAACUGGACUCUAACCGGCUCCUGGAAAAUCUUCGACCUGUUUUAAGUGUUUUUUUGUUGUUUUCUGAGGGGGAAAUGGCGUAAACAUUCACUUUAAUUCGUUCCCUCCAUUUUAACCUGUUUGUGUGAGUUUCAGCCGCGUGCGUGAAUGUUAAAUACACUGAAAUGCUUCGGCGCAAAGGAAUGCAGUCUAUCAAGAUUGGAGCUGCUCUUUCGGGAUGCUCUUCAUGAACAGGCCAUCUUCCUCAGGCUGGGUCAGAGCCAUGGACACGCGACAUGGAGUGGUUGCCAUCACUUUUCUGGCCUUCUUCAUGCAAGUGGUGGUGGAGGCUACCUCAUGGUGGUCUCUGGCUAUGAAUCCACUGCUGAUUCCCGAGGCUUACAUCAUAGGCGCACAGCCGCUGUGCAGUCAGUUGGCAGGCUUGUCCAAAGGCCAGAAGAAGCUGUGCCAGCUGUACCAGGACCACAUGCAGUACAUCGGCGAGGGCGCCAAGACGGGAAUCCGCGAGUGCCAGUACCAGUUCCGCCACCGACGCUGGAACUGCAGCACAGUGGAUAAUUCCUCAGUGUUUGGCCGUGUCAUGCAGAUCGGAAGCCGUGAGGCAGCGUUUACCUACGCGAUCAGCGCAGCGGGUGUUGUGAACGCAGUGAGUCGAGCGUGCAGGGAGGGCGAGUUAUCGAGCUGUGGCUGCAGCAGGGCGGCUCGGCCCAAAGAUCUGCCCCGAGACUGGCUCUGGGGAGGUUGUGGAGACAACCUCAACUACGGCUACCGCUUCAGCAAGGAGUUUGUGGACGCCCGUGAACGGGAAAAGACCUAUGAAAAAGCCUCGAUGGAGAGCGCACGGCUCUUGAUGAAUCUCCAUAACAAUGAAGCAGGACGGAGGAUGGUAUCUGACCUGGCUCACGUAUCAUGCAAGUGUCACGGCGUUUCGGGUUCAUGCAGCCUGAAGACCUGCUGGCUCCAGCUGGCUGACUUCCGCAAAGUGGGCGACGCUCUGAAAGAGAAGUAUGACAGCGCAGCGGCCAUGAAGAUUAACGCGCGUGGCAAGCUGGUGCAGGUGCACUCCAAGUUCAACCCACCCACCAGCCACGACCUGGUGUACGUGGAGCCGAGCCCAGACUACUGCGUGCAGAACCACAGCACAGGCUCGCUGGGCACGCAAGGGCGUCUCUGCAAUAAGACCUCUGAGGGCAUGGACGGUUGCGCGCUCAUGUGCUGUGGUCGUGGCUACGACCAGUUCAAGGCCACGCUGGUCGAGCGCUGCCACUGCAAGUUCCACUGGUGCUGCUAUGUCAAGUGCAAGCGCUGCACGAGGGUUGUCGAUCAGUUUGUGUGCAAGUAACCCGCUCCUGAUUGCUUUUUUUUUUUUUUCCCCUGAAAGAGAGCGUGUGUUGUGUGCAAGUAGGAUCCCUUUUUCCGAAAGAUGAUGGGAGAACCUUUGGGAAAGUUGGAGAAUGGAAAGGAAAAGAACUAUAUAAAUUAUAUUUAUAGAGUCAAAACAAUUAUACUGUUUCAGAAAAGACUGACCUCUUUGUGUGUGUGUUUUUUACAUUCUCAAAGCAAUAGGUACAAGAAGUUUAAAGAAACAGAGUAUUUAUUUUCUGUGAUUUUUUUUUUUUUCUUUUGUUCUUUCCCUUCCCCCCCCCCGUUCUUUCUAAAGUGGAAUUUGUCGCAGUGAGUGCAAUCCGACUACCCGGAACAAAAGCAAAACCCUUCCGAUUAUCCGCAAAAGGGUAAAUCGGUUCAUUUUGGCCCUUUAAGAGGUUCGAGUGCCGCACUGGCAUUUUACUCAACCGCACCGAGUGACUUGAGUAAUGCGGUGCCGUAGUGUUUCUUUUCAGUCUCAACCACUGUCUGCCUGGGUUUGUAUAUCACUAAGAGUGGAUAUAUCAUGGUUAUUGUGUGCUGCAUGGAUAAGCUGAUUGACGUGUCUUAAACCCAAGCACACUUAAGCUUCACAAGCUACACUCUGUUCUAGAUCAGCAAGUCUUUGCAUUAACCUGGCGCAAAGAACUGCUUCAUAUUUCAGCUCCAGUGUGUUACUGUAAGUGUAGCGCGGAACUAUUACAUGUUACUUUUACACAGAUUUCUGCACUGAGUGACCACGCAACUAAAGCUGUCCGACAAAAGCAGCCUGCAUCAAAUGUCACUCACGCUUUAAGUUCUAUGCACCUGUUUUCUAGUGGCACGUCUGGCGAAGGUGCUGCCUCUUGAGCCGCGUACACAAAACAGGCCAUAGUUUCGGGAUGAAAAGCACUUUUGGAAGCUGGGUGUCUACAUGGUUGAGUAUGAAAAUGUAUGAAUAUGGCUUUGUUUAGAGUGUGAACAAUGCACAAUGGUGGUGCUGACUUGUGAUAAGGGAUUGACACUGGGAAAAUGGCUAACACUUAACUGUUUAAAAUGUUAAAUACACUUCAGUUCUUUACACUUGUUUAUUCUUGAAAGGCACAUCAAUGUUGGCACCUAUGUCCAUCUGACAAACUUGCCUUUUUUAUAAAUAUAAAUCAAAAUCGAAAUAUUCAUCAUUUUGGGAUUUCUUGUCAUAAACUUUCAUUUAACUACUAUACAGUUACCACUAGUUACUCAUUAUUUCAUUUUAUCAUUACUACUAUAAUUCAUUAUAAAUUCAACCAGUAUAUUUAUUAGCUGACAAACAUUGAGGCUUUUAAAAGGUAUUUCUUGUGACUGACUUUUUAUAUAUGUAUUUUUUUUCUUUUAAAUCAAACUGUUAAUAUGCUUUAAUAAAUUUUAAAUAUUAACAAAGUCAAGCAUCUGAAACAAACCCUUGAAUCAUUGAAUCAGCUAUUUUUUUAAACAGUCCUGUAUUCUUAUACUAUGCAACUACAUACGCCACCUUAAGUGUGUGUAUGUGUAUUCUGAGAUAAAGUGAUAGUUCUUCUAUGUUUGUACAGAAAUUAUUAAGGUAAGAUAUGUCUGUAUUUUUAUAUUUUGUCAUCCUGAGCAAUGAAGCUUCUGCAUACAGUACAUUCUGAGAAAACAGUUUUCUGAGUUAAGAAACCAAUCGAAGCUUUUGAACAAACAAAUAAAAAAAAAAAAAAAAAUCUGGAAUCUUAUGAGUGGAAUUGGUUAAAGUUAUAAUGAAGUUGGUCAUUUGUGGUAAAGCGCUUCAAGGUUGCUUGUACUGUAUUUGAAGUUGUAGCUCUCUUUAACCAUUUUUUUCUUCUGCUGCCCGGUGACACAAUGUUAUGUAGAACAGAAAACCUUUGUGAGUGAAAACGUUUGGUAACCUGAGUGAAUGUAGUGAAUGUAUGUAGGGUAGGGUGAGGUUUUUUGAGGAACCAUGAUGGAGUACAGUGUUAAGAACUAUACUAUCUUUCUAUGCUUGCUCAAAAGUCACACGGCUUUCAUAGUGCAUGACCCUCUGUUUAGUCUACAAGUGUUUUCCACUUCUCGAAAAAACGAAGACUGUGGUUAAUUAGCUCUCAAGCUUCUCUCUACCAUUCCCUUUAAGAACUAUACAAUACUAUGACUCAGGACUAACUUUUACCAGCUACAACUUUCCCCCCGAGUUUAGGAAGAAGGUGCCCUUGCUUUUCAACUAUUAAUCUUCCUCGGUUCACACACUUUGGCAUGGUGGCAGAGCUGGUCACGCAGCCUUCUCAAAGCCACCGCCACUUUCAUUCCUCAUGCGAUAAAGAGUGUAGCGGUCCAAGCCGAGGAUCGGAGGGCUCAGAUUAAGAGCACUUUCCCGACAUCAAGGGGACCCUGAGCUCUGAGGCUGCCAUGCUUUAUCUCAUCUGAAAAUAUCUGCAGGCUUGGCAUCUGAUGCCUCUCGAGCCUGCGUUUGAUGUCUAACACCCAGUUUAUCUGCAACCAAAUGAAAGAGCUCUUAGUGCUGUUUAAUACAGAGUGGUGAAACAGCAGACAUUUUAGGUGAAAGUCAUAUGAACUAGCUACACGUUGUUUCUGAUGACUGGAUUCUUGUUGCAUGAAGCGGAUAAUUUAAUUAGCAGGCCUGAUUUAUGGGAAAUAUUGCAUCAUCGGGUUGGAAAUGUUACAGUCCUGACAAACAUGACAUACACUAUAUGGCCAAAAGUAUAUGGACACCUGAUCAUCACAACCAGAUGUGCUUGCUGAACAUCCCUUUCCAAAAAACAUUAAUAUGGGCAUUAAUAUGGAGUUGCCUUGUGUACCCCUACCCCCUGUACUCUUCUAGGCAGGCUUUGUAUAAGAUUUUGCAGUGUGGCUGUGGGGAUUUGCAAUAGUGAGAUCAGGCGCUGAUGUUGGAUAAGGAGGCCUGGGGCAUUCCAAUUCAUCACAAAGGUGUUCAGUAGGGUUGAGGUCAAGGUUCUGUGCAGGCCACUCAAGUUCUUCCACAUUAAACCUUUGCAAGAUUUAGCCCCCCUUUGCAGUUCUAGUAACCUCCACUCUUCUCCACUAGAUUUUGGAGCAUGGCUGUGGGGAUUUGUGUUCAUUCAGCUAUAAGAGCAUUAGCAAGGUCAGGCAGUGAUGUCAGGUGAGGAGGUUUGGGGUGCAGUCGACGUUCCAGUUCAUCCUAAAGGUGUUCAGUGGGGUUGAGGUCAGGGUUCUGUGCAGGCCACUCAAGUUCUUCCACUCCAAUCUUGGCAAACCAUGUCUUCAUGGACCUCACUUUGUGCACAGGGGCACUGUCAUGGUGGAACAUGUUUGGGCCUCUUAGUUCCAGAGAAGGGAAAUUGUAAUGCUACAGCAUACAAAUCCAUUCUAUACAGUUGUGUGCUUCCAACUUUGUGGCAACACUUGGUUUGUGGAUGACAAACCUAUGGGUGUAAAGGUCAGGUGUCCACAUAAUGGCCAUAUAUUGUAUUUCACAAAAAAAAAAAAAAAAAAAAGAAACCUGAAGAAAGCAAUCUAACAUUUUUAUAUGAACUUUUACAUUCUCGUUUCCUUUGGAGAGCUGAACCUCCAAAGAAGUCUUGCUACCACUGUAGUCUGGCCAGAUACGAUCUGCCAGCAGGUACAUAUAAAUCCCCUACAUUUAAAUCAAAGUACUUUGGAUAAGAUAAAGUGAUAAUAUCUUCUGAAGUGAAUCAGUAGAAUUGGUUGAAUCCUCCUUUGAUCCGCCUGCAUCCACAGUCGAGUGCAGUGCACAGAUCAUGGGUGGAUGUUUACGUAAGAUGGCUAUCUGCUUGGGAAAACAGACAAAGAGGAAGCACGUCUUACCAAGAAGUGCUGGCUAAACAGAAAAACAGCAAGUAGAAAUAACUGAUACCUAUCUUUUGGCCACAAAGAAAAACAUGCACAAAAGAGAUCAUUUAGCACUUCACGAGCCUCUCAAAAGUUUUAAAUGGAAGCGGGUCGACUUGAAAGGUCAUAUGGGCCAGUAGAGGUUUACUCAUAGAAAGUGGAGAAGUCGUUUAACCAUUAUGUUCUUUUCGGGUCAAAAAAGACACACUUGAAAAUGAGUACAUUGCAAUUUAUUAUUUUACUAUUACAAUUUUUCCAACAUGAAACAGUGUUUAGCUCUAAUCAUUGGUAAAUACUCGCAAUGGCCACUUUAUUAGGAAUAACAUACUAAUACUGGGUAGUACCCCCUCUUUUGUUUCAGAGCAGCCUCAAUUCUUCAUGGCAUGGAUUCCACAAGGUGUUGGAAAUAUUCCUUUGAGAUUCCAGUCUGGUUUGCAUGCUGCAAGUCGCCCAUUCUACCACAUCCCAAUGGUGCUCUAUUAGAUUGAGAGAGAGCCAUUGGCUACGUUUACAUGCACAACAAAUUCCAUUUAAAGUCUAUAUUUGGGUUGCAGCCAUAUUCCGAAUAUGAUGGUUAUAUGCAUACAGGCAUCGGAAUAUUCAUGUAUGCAUGGUUGUUGUAAGUAUGUCUGAGAUGCCAUUCCUAAAUACCUAGCCUACAGCUAAGCAUCUCUUAGCACCCACAAUUCCUUGCAAACUGAGCAUGCAUAUGUAUCUCCUUUCAGUGGAUUUUCUGAAUAAGGUGUUUACAUGCAACAAAUUUCCAAUUAAAACAGGCAUACACCAGGGGUGGGAAUAUUGUCUUAAUCUGAAUCGGGCAAUCAGAUUGCGGCGUUUACAUGACUCAAUAUUAAUUAGAAUAUUACCAAAUUCUGAAUAAUAUCAGAAUAUUGAUGUGCAUGUAAACGUAUCCAUUGAAGGCUGUGACAUUUAAAUGAUGCUUGAUUGUUAAUGCAACUCAAACCAGUUAGGCCAUUCUCCUCCGAGCCCUCUCAAGGCAUUCCCUCCUGCUGCACACUGGAUGUUUUUUUUUGUUUUGUUUUUCGCACCAUUCUGUGUAAACUCAAGAUACUGUUGAGCAUAAAACUCCCAGAGGAUCAGCAGUUUCUGAAAUACUCAGACCAGCCCAUCUGGCACCAGCAACCAUGCCACGGUCAAAGAGAUCACACUUUUGCCCCAUGCUUCCCAACUCUUGACCUGAUUGUUUGCACUGCGCGGUUGUCACAUGAUUGGUUGAUUGGAUGAUUGCAUGAAUGAGCAGGUGUGCAGAUGUUCAUAAUAAAAUGACCACUAAAUUUCUAUCUACAUUACAGGUCAUUUUGAACAGACAAUAAAAAGGUAAAAUAAGUGUUGGAGGAUUAGGAGGAUCCCAAAUAUUUUGUUUUCAUUGCUAAUAAUUAAGAUUAAGUACACUAUAUACUACAUUAUAGUACACUGAAGCCAUUUAAUACAUUUAUUAGUAUAAAGUAAAGAAAGAUGGGCUGAUUUCAUGAAACAUAUUAAGCAGGACUUGCUUUUUCAUGUUCAUUUUAUGCACCCAGAAUCUGAUGACUUCCCUAGACCAAGGCCCCAGAGCAGGCAAAGUGGAUCAGAGCAGAGUGUGUGAUGCUUUCAGCUUUUGUGUGCUUUUCAUUUCUUCUGCUCUGUGCCCUCCUCGCAUCUGAUCAACAUUCCUGCGCAGCUUCUUCAUGAUAAUUACAUGAGGAGUUGUGUUUUUCUAAACCAAAGCAGCUGCCUAAUGCAGGCCAGUAAUUGAAUCCAGGGCUCACAAACACACACAUGCGUGUGCUCACAAGAAGACUCAGAUUUUUCGAUAGGUGGGCCCACGCAAGCUAAGUGCAGCGCUGAUCCUAGCAUUAGUGCAUGGAGCCGGGCCCUGGGGCGAGGGAGACUGCGGAGCUCAGUGUGAGGCGCGUAGCUUAGCGACGGGCGCGCAAAAGCAAACGGACCCCAAACCUCAGGUGGUCUCAUUUAAGAUGGAAACAGCUGCAAAAAUGUGGCAAAACAUUAGCAUUACAGUUUCACAAAGUUAUCACUUUACAGCCCUCCAGACAAGUUCAAAAGUCCGGCCCUGAAAGCAACAAUCAAAUGGCUUACAGGCCUAAUGCUGAAAUGUAGCUGGCUAGGUUUUCUAUUGUUGUUUUGACCAAAAAGCUUUGAAGACCAGUGCCUUUGCUAAAGCAUGUGCUGUGGUUUAAACAAGGCUCUCUGCUCACAUCACAUCAGAUACAUUUCACAUGUGAUCAUAAGCGUUUCACAUGUGACAUGUAUGUGAUAUGACAUGUAAUAAAGACAUGUGGAGGUCCAUUUCACUAUAUUAUGCCCUGAAAUUGCAUGUAUGAAUUCAAGUAUACGUGACAUCAUGUGAAUAACAAAUGAUCAGGCGGAAAAAUAAAACCAAAUGUCCUACAUGUGGAAAAUGUGAAAAUAAAAGAACUGUGAGAAAAAUCACACGUGAAAUAUAAAAGCUUGUGAAAAAUGAACAUGUGAAUAAUAAAACCUGUAUUUGAUAAAAGUUAACAUGUAAUAUAAAAUAUAACCACAUGAAUUACAUGUGAAAAUAAAUGAAUCAUGGGUAAAAAAAAAUGUGAAAAAUAUAACCACAUGACCUACAUGUGAACAAUUAAUAUGUUAAAUAAAUCAUAUGGAAAAAGAAAUCACAUGACCUACAUGUGAACAAUUAAUAUGUUAAAUAAAUCAUAUGGAAAAAGAAAUCACAUGACCUACAUGUAAACAAUUAAUAUGUUAGAUAAAUCAUAUGGAAAAAGAAAUCAUAUGACCUACUUAUGUAAAAAAUGAACAUGUGAAUGUAAAUUUAUUGUGUUUGGGGAAAAAUCACGUGAACAAAACCACCACAUGACCUAUAUGUGAAUAAUUAACAUGAAAAAUAAAAACUCAUGACCAAGAUGUGAAACUAAAACAAUCAUGUGAAAAUAUCACAUGUGAAAAACAAAACCUCAUGUCUUUUAUGUGAAAAAUUUACAUUUGAAAAUCAGUUAAUGGUGUGGGGAAAAAUGUGAAAAUAAAACGGUGUGAUAAAAUUAGCAUGUGAAAAUAAACAAAUCAUGUGAAAAAUAAAACUACAUGACCUACAUAUGGAAAAUGAACAUGUCUAAAUAAUUAAAACUUUUUGGAAAAAAAAAGUCAGAUGUAUAUAAAAUAUAAAACCACAUGAACUAAAAGUAAAAAUAAUCAUGUGAGAAAAUCAGAUGUGCAGCAUGCAACCACAUGACCUAUAUAUGAAAAAUGAACAUGUGAAAAUAAAUUAAUGACAUGGGGGAAAAAAUCACAGGUAAAAAAUACGAUCACAUGACCUACAUGUGAAGAAUUCAAAUGUGAAAAUAAAUGAAUCGUGAGAAAACCACAGCAAAAAAAUAAUAAACAGCCAUACAUGUGAAAAAUUAACAUUAACAGUAAAAAAAAAUGAAUUCUGUUAAUUAGUUAUGAUAUUUCACAUGUGAAUUUGAUGGGAGUUUGCUGUGAGGGAUUCCUGCAGGAGCUAUGGCAAAGCUGAGACUGCUCUCAAUUCACAUAAACAAAGAAAUCAUAAGGAAAUUCAUAACAUGUUGUAAGUGAUGUAGUGUUGGAGUUGCAGGAAUUGUUUUUAUUGUAUCAUCUGAAAUUAUAAAAAAAAAAGGCAACAAUU
Pangasianodon hypophthalmus (striped catfish) is the source of this 10369-nucleotide messenger RNA. It is a transcript of the gene wnt5a, whose product is annotated as wingless-type MMTV integration site family, member 5a. The record is from RefSeq and is a predicted model, not a curated record. NCBI's taxonomy places the organism in Eukaryota, Metazoa, Chordata, Actinopteri, Siluriformes, Pangasiidae. Gene Ontology annotation, molecular function: cytokine activity; frizzled binding. Bases 1754 to 2878 code for a protein of 374 amino acids. Gene Ontology annotation, cellular component: extracellular region. The transcript is spliced from 5 exons. Gene Ontology annotation, biological process: cell fate commitment; multicellular organism development; canonical Wnt signaling pathway.